Molecule: messenger RNA, 367 nt
Organism: Gamsiella multidivaricata
Lineage: Eukaryota; Fungi; Mortierellomycota; Mortierellomycetes; Mortierellales; Mortierellaceae
Exons: 1
Coding region: 56-283 (75 amino acids)
Source: RefSeq, a predicted model, not a curated record
CAAGGGGGCAUGCACAGUGCGCUAGCUCUCGUCGUUCAUCGGCAAGGCUAUUGCCAUGACUGCAGCUGUCUUUCCAGCACGCCUCAAAAUUCAACACUUGCAGACCGUCAAGGCCCAUGCGCUGAAAUCGGGCUCAUCCUGGGAGGGCUCGAUCUCUCUUCCUCAAGCAGCAACAGAGUUACUUCUCUGGUGGUGUACUCACCUCCAACAAUGGAAUGGACUAUCGUGGACUGCGACCAACCCACAGGCGGAGAUCUACACGGACGCAUCGGAUUCAGAAUGAGGCAUCGUGAUCAACAAUCGCUCCUACAGCGGCUCUUGGCCACCACAGUAGCGAUCCCACCACAUCAACUACAAAGAAUUGUUG